UGGCAACUUGCUCUAAAGCUCUGGAUUGGUCCAGCAAACCACAGAGGGCUGGAAAAGAGGCUCUAUAUAGUUCUCAGCAGAAAAGACAGCCCCAGACAGUGUUGCAGUUCUCAAAGACCCACUUUGCUUUUAAGAAGUUUUGUUUAAAGCUAAGAAGCUAACCCACUUACCAAGAUGUGCAAAGGACUUGCAGCCCUGCCCCACUCAUGCCUGGAAAGGGCUAAGGAGAUUAAGAUCAAGUUGGGAAUUCUUCUCCAGAAGCCAGACUCAGCUCUUGACCUUGUCAUUCCGUACAAUGAGAAGCUGGAGAAACCAGCCAAGACUCAAAAACCCUCACCGGAUGAGGUCCUGCAGUGGCGGGAUUCCCUGGACAAGCUCCUGCAAAACAACUAUGGGUUUGCCAGUUUCAGAAGUUUCCUGAAGUCUGAAUUCAGUGAGGAAAACCUUGAGUUCUGGAUUGCCUGUGAGGACUACAAGAAGAUCAAGUCCCCCGCCAAGAUGGCUGAGAAGGCAAAGGAAAUUUAUGAAGAAUUCAUUCAAACAGAGGCUCCUAAAGAGGUGAAUAUUGAUCACUUCACUAAAGACAUCACAGUGAAGAACCUGGUGGAACCUUCGUUGAGCAGCUUUGAUGUGGCCCAGAAAAGAAUCCAUGCCCUGAUGGAAAAGGAUUCACUUCCUCGCUUUGUGCGUUCAGAAUUUUAUCAGGAGUUAGUCAAGUAAUAAUAUGGUGAGGCUAUUAAAAUCAUUCUGGGAGUUAUCUCCUCCAUAAUCACAUGGCAUUUUCCAAUAACCUAUGUAUCUUCCCACUGCAGCUUUGCUCAAAGAUACCUAAAAUGGGAAAAUCCCAAGCGAUUGUUUGGGCUGUGGAUCCAUUGUCCAGUCCAGUGCCUCCCUUCUCAUUUCUUCUUUCUAUCUCAUUCCUAAUUAAGCUGUAUUCAGCAUUCUGUCAGCCUCAGUCAGAAUCACAGAAGAAUCCUUCCUAAGACAAAUACCAUAAGAAAAAGAUAUGACAUGAUCAAAUGGGUAUAGACAAUGAUCACCACCUAAAUUAGUCUAAGACAGAAUAUUGAUGUGAAAGAUCAAUUUAAAGGGAGCUUAAAUGAUCUAGUUUAUUGUUUUAACUCUGAUUCAAGAAGAUACCCUCCUGGGACCAGAGAUUUAGCUCAGUGGUUCUGCCACCUGCCUUUGCAAGCGUGAAGACCCGAGAUCAAACCCCAGUACCAAAAAAAAAAAUAAAAGAUACCUUCCUAAUUGCUUCUGGAUUUGGUUGGUAAAAACUGUAAAGUUUUUAUUUUGGAAGAAAACACAUUAUUUAAAGCACCAAUCUUUCCCUUAGAGCAUGUUCCUGUUAACUAGGUACUAUAAAGAUAUGAUAAAUAUAAUUUGUUUAUACAAAAUCAACCUGAAUAUAAUUCAUAUUAAUUCACAGUUAGCUCCUUCACUGUCCUCCUUGUAAAUUUACCAAAUUCUGUGACCUAAAUCAAUGACCUAACAUCAACAGUAGACUGUUUAUAAAUUUAUCUAUGUGUCUGUGAUAUAAGCCAGAAGUUUUAAUUUUCAAGUUAUUGAGGUCCUUGUGAGGGUAAAAUAGUUCAAAAAUUUCUAACUCCAUUCGUAUAAAUUAAAACUGUUGCCAUGCAUUAUCAAGAGAACAAUACACUAAAAAAGGAAAAUAUUGUUAAACUUUAAAUGUCUAAUUACUUUAUAGUGCCAUUCUAUCUUUUUCAAAGAUAAUUUUCUCCCAAAACAAAAUUAUAUUUAGAAAAGUUACUGUGAUUAUAUGUGGAGGCUUUCUAUAUAAGACAGAAUUUUAAAAUACCCUGCAUUUCACAAAAUAUUGUGAUACUCUAGCAACCCAUCUUCUCUCACUGUUUUGCUUUCUGCAUUAGUAACUUGUAAUCAUAGUCAGAAGCUCAGAUUAUAUUCCUGAUAUGGCUUAUACACAACUAAUCAAUAGGUCAUGACACUUUUUAGUAGGUUUAAACUUUUAAUUCUGUAUUUCAUAUUAUAGUCCUGCUAUAAUUUUUUCAAUAGAUUUGAUUAAGUAAUGAUUCACAUAAUUUAGUAGUGAAUUGAAUCAAACUGAACCAUAUAUGAGAGUAAUAAGGUGAGGGUAUUGAGUGAAUUUAUAAGCAAGAAAGUGGUUUUUAAAGGAUUAAUAAAUGUUUAAGUAGAAGGUUACAUCAUUUAGUCUUGUAUUUCCUCCUUCUGUUACCCUUUCUCAUUUGCACACUUUAAGCAUGUGUGUAGCUCAUUCAGUUAUUUCCUAGCCAUAUUGUCAGCAAAGCAAUUAUGUUACUCUAUCCUUUAGGUAAACACUGACUGCAUGGUGAGUUUUCUGUAUUUUUUUAUUUCAAAAAAUAACAUGUCUGAAUUGUCUGACAUUUCACAUUCUGAAAACAGUUUGGAGUGAUUUGGUCUACUGCCAACAGCUGCAGUUGGUAUGAACUUCAUUCACUCUUGUCAGUGUUAACCACUUUAGAGAAACUCCUAAUCAGUCAGUCCACAGGGAGGUGGGAUCAUCAUUGUGAACAUGAAGAAGCCUUAUCCUGUGCAUUUGUGUGAGACUGAAAAGGAGCUCAGAUAAAACAUUCCAGGGUGCCUGCUCUCUUUCUUAACAUCUGUCUGCUCUGCUCAAACUCAGUUGGAAAAGUUCCAACCCUUUAUUCUCUCAAGAAUCUAGGUAAAUUGGUUCAUUCUGGAUGCCAAACAUUUUUGAAAUGUAAUUAAAAUUUGUAAUACUUCAUCCAUGUUAUUUGAAAUAUGCACGUGUUUUAAGGUAUCCACAGAUAAACCAGACAUCACAGGUCUUACCCAGGGAUUACUAUAAUGAAGACACCCAUCGACCAUAUUCACCAACACACUGCACACGUUGUGCAAGUGGCUGGACUUGUCAGUGGAGGAGAACAGCCUUUAGCUUUGCAUAAGCUGACACAGGAGGCAAAGUGCAGGAAAGGCACUGCAAGGGCCAUGUUGUGAAAGAUACAAAACGAUGGAAAGAUGGAAUGUCUUCCAGCUAAAAGGUGACAUUAUUUCCAUAUUUAUAUAUCUAUCUCUAUAUAGCUUCAUAUAAUUUUACAUUUAAAG
Messenger RNA from Fukomys damarensis (Damara mole-rat), 3087 nucleotides. It is a transcript of the gene Rgs5, whose product is annotated as regulator of G protein signaling 5. The record is from RefSeq and is a predicted model, not a curated record. The coding region runs from base 175 to 720 and encodes 181 amino acids. The transcript has 5 exons. Lineage: Eukaryota; Metazoa; Chordata; Mammalia; Rodentia; Bathyergidae.